UUGUGGGCAGUGGGCAAGAGGGGCUGUGAUAACGACAGAUGUCUCACAAACCGUGGGUUUAACAGGAGGGCUGAAAAGAGAAGAAACGCCCAGUCGCAGAUCGGACCUCAGGGAGAGAGUACUGUCUCGAACUGAUUCACAUUACAGGAGAAAAGAAAGUGUAUUCAACGCACUCUUACUCACGGAUUUCCACAGAAACAAAGAAGCAGAACAUCAUGGGAGGCAAGCUAAGCAAACGGAAGAAGGGAUAUGAUGUCAAUGACCCUAAGGAGAAGAAAGAGGAGAGUGUUGUGGCAGCAGUUGAACCAGCUGAGAAGAAGGCAGAGACCCCUGUGACUGAGUCGGAAGCUGCACCUCAGGAGGCUGCUGCAGUAAGUGCAGCUCCACCAGUGGUAGAGUCUGAGGCACCAGCAGAGAAGUCUGCCUCUCAUUCAGCAGCACAACCAGAGGUGAAGAUGGAUGAUGCCGCACCAGAAAAACCAGUGGCUAAAACAGAGGCAUCUACAGCUGCACCCAAGGAACCAGAAAGUGCUCCAGAGAAACCAGCAGCUGUACCAGAGUCACAAGCAGCAGAGGUACCAGCAUCUGCAUCAGAGGCAACAGCAGUAGAGGCAACGGCUGCUACACAAGAGAAACCAGCAGCAGAGAAACCAGCAGCUGCAUCAGAGGCAACAGCAGUAGAGGCUACAGGUGCUACACAAGAGAAACCAGCAGCUGCAUCAGAGGCAACAGCAGUAGAGGCUACAGGUGCUACACAAGAGAAACCAGCAGCUGCAUCAGAGGCAAUAGCUGCUACACAAGAGGAACCAGCAGCAGAGGCAACAGCAGCUGCAUCAGAGGCAACAACAGUAAAGGCCACAGGUGCUACACAAGAGGAACCAGCAGCAGAGGCAACAGCAGCUGCAUCAGAGGCAACAACAGUAAAGGCCACAGGUGCUACACAAGAGGAACCAGCAGCAGAGGUACCAGCAUCUGCAUCAGAGGCAAAAGCAGUAAAGGCCACAGGUGCUACACAAGAGAAACCAGCAGCUGCAUCAGAGGCAAUAGCUGCUACACAAGAGAAACCAGCAGCAGAGGUACCAGAAGCUGCAUUAGAGGCAACAGCAGUAGAGGCUUCAGGUGCUACACAAGAGAAACCAGCAGCAGAGGUGCCAGAAGCUGCAUCAGAGGCAACAGCUGCUACACAAGAGGAACCAGCAGCAGAGGUGCCAGAAGCUGCAUCAGAGGCAACAGCUGCUACACAAGAGGAACCAGCAGCUGCAUUAGAGGCAACAGCAGUGGCACCAGAGGUAUCAGCAGCCAAGGAACUUGCAGAUACACCAGAAGCAUCAGCAGCCGAGGACCCUUCAGCUACACCUGAGGAACCAGUGACAAAAGAAUCUGCAGCUGCACCAGUAGUAGAGGAAACUGCAGCUAGACCUAAGGCACCAGUGACAGAGAAACCUAUGGCUGCAACAGAAGAACCAGCCGCUGCACCAGAGAUACCAGUGACAGACGAACUAGUAUCUGAGCCACCUGCAGCUGCACCUGAGGAACAUGCAACUGUGCCAGAGGCUGAGGAUUCUGCAGUUGCACUCAAGGAUCCUGAACCUGUGCUAGAAGAGCCUGUAUUGUCACCUAAACUUGAAGCUUUGCCAGUGGAACCUGUCACAGAGAAAGAAGUGGAGAAAGUGGUUGAGGAGGCUGCAAAUACCAGUGAAUUGUCCACCGAAAUUACAGACACCAAUGAGGUUACACCAGAACCAGAAACUGUUACUGAGGCAGCAGCUCCAGAGCCAGUCGCCAUGUCUGCCCCAGUGUUUGAACCGGUUCCCAAGGAAUUGAGUUCAGAUGUCGAGAUGACUGUGCCUUCCCCAGAGGAACCCACACCAGUCACAGAGCCUGAAUCUGAAACUGCUGCACCCCCUGAGGUUACACUAACACAAGCAAGUCCUGAGCCAUCCCCAGAGGAGCCAACACAACCCAAGCCUAUGGCAGAACAAAAGAGUGCAGAUGAGUCCAUUCCUGCAAUCGUCAUCUUAGAAUCAACCUCAACCAAUGAGCUAUGCCAUGAGGAACCUGCCUCAACUGUCACAGAUCUGAAGUUGAAUAAUGGAGACUGUGAGAGUGCUGGGUCAGCAGAGGAAUCUGUGUCGACUCCCCCUGAGGUAACUGGAGAAUGCCAUGAUCAAGCACCAGACAUAGCCCCUACGGAGGUCUUUGAGUACCCAGUUGAGGCAUGUAUAAAUGGUGUGAAGGACAAAGAACCCCCUCCAGAGCUAAGUGACUGUGAACUGAGAAAGGAAUUGAGUUUGGGUGCUGACUUUCAGGGUCCAGCUCCAAUUGGCGACAUGGUAGAAGUGCCACAGUGAGUCAGCUGAGCUGUCGACCUAGUUUGAGAAACACACCUUCAAAUGUGAAUUCCAUAUUGAUGCAAACAAAAAAGUGAAACAAUCGUCUGACAACACAGGCUUUUUGAAAA
Molecule: messenger RNA, 2461 nt
Organism: Carassius carassius (crucian carp)
Lineage: Eukaryota; Metazoa; Chordata; Actinopteri; Cypriniformes; Cyprinidae
Exons: 3
Coding region: 216-2351 (711 amino acids)
Source: RefSeq, a predicted model, not a curated record